Messenger RNA from Leptopilina boulardi, 892 nucleotides. It is a transcript of the gene SdhD, whose product is annotated as succinate dehydrogenase [ubiquinone] cytochrome b small subunit, mitochondrial. Gene Ontology annotation, biological process: mitochondrial electron transport, succinate to ubiquinone; tricarboxylic acid cycle. Lineage: Eukaryota; Metazoa; Arthropoda; Insecta; Hymenoptera; Figitidae. Gene Ontology annotation, cellular component: mitochondrial envelope; membrane. The coding region runs from base 166 to 759 and encodes 197 amino acids. Gene Ontology annotation, molecular function: ubiquinone binding; heme binding. The transcript is spliced from 4 exons. The record is from RefSeq and is a predicted model, not a curated record.
UCACUUCAGAUUGAGUCAUGGAUAUUUAAUCCUCAGGGACAACUAUAUAACCAAAACCAAAAUAAAUUUUAACCAAAAAUUGUAUUUGUACUAUUUCUUCAAAAAAAAAAAAAAUAAUAAAGUGAUUGUCAUUUGAAAAUAACAAUUUAUUGUUAUUUCGCAGAUAUGUUUGUAAAUAAAACGUGUUCUGUAUCAAAUGGUGCUAAAAAAUUUUUGAGAACUGCAAAUUUGACUAAAUAUGAAUUAGCGAAACAAAUUCGUUUACCAUUAAAUCAAAGUGUUAAAGUUUUGUCUCAAUGUAAUAAUUUAAAUUCCGAUGCAAAGUCUGCUUUGUUUACAAAUAAUCUCGUACAUGGAAAAACAUUAGAGCGUUUACCGGCGUCAAAUUUGUCGCUCCAAUAUCGCAUGGGAAGCUCAAAUGCAGAUCAUGUUAAAUUAUGGCAAAUGGAAAGAAUAACGUCAGCGGCAUUGCCAAUUGUUUUACCAGCAGCUUUUAUUAUGGAGAAUCCUCUUCUUGACAGUUUACUUGCUGUACUUGUUGUUGUUCACACUCAUUGGGGAUUGGAAGCAAUAGUUGUUGAUUAUGCACGACCAAUUAUAAUGGGUACAGUUUUACCGAAAAUUUUACAUUUAUUAUUAAGUUUCCUCUCAGCUGUGACACUUGCUGGUUUACUUGUUCUCAUUUACAAUGGGCCAGGAAUUGCGAAAACAGUUAAAAAUGUAUGGAACAUUGGCAAAGAAGAGUCAGUAGAAAAAUGAAUAAAAUCAUAAAAUUUCAAUUCGGUUUGUUACAUUAAUUAAGUAAUAAUAAAUUACUUUGCAAAAUUAUAUAUAAAUAUAUAUUAUGUAUGUAGAAAAAAAACAACGAUAACUAAUACAAAAAUUCUAAAAA